AUGGAUUUGAAGUUCUUGAAAUGGCAUCUGAUCCGUGGGCCUCUGAUGAGGCGUGUUGUGCUGCGGGCUUUUAUGCUUGUGCUUGCCGUGAUAUUGGUUUCAUUGAUGCAUAUGGCCCGUGAGGUCCGGGUAAUCGAGCCGACACUGUCCAACGUUGCCCAUAAAUGCCCUCUCAAUUUCGACCCGAAUUCGAACCCGGAGUUAAACCUCACUGGCCAGGUAAAACCCGCCUCGAGUUUCGUGCUCCCCCUGUUCGCACCUUCUCCUUUGUCAUGUCAAGAAAGUCAAAGGUUGAGCAGAGUCGUCUUCAAAGAGUUGAUGGAGAAGAACUUGUUACAGUCGAAUGCGAGAGCAUUGUGCGUUGGCGAGAGACCGACCUCCGCCUUGCUGGCAUUGCGCCAUUUGGGAUUUUUCAAUGCGUAUGGUGUUGAAAGGCACCCGUUUUUCUCCCUAUUAAAGAGGAGAUUCGUGUACGAGAUCGAUUUCGCGGACAACCAAUUUGAUUUCGUGUACACGCAAGAUCUCGACCAGCUCUCGGUACCCGCUCUCUUGGUGCUCGAAAUCGAGCGCGUUUUGCGCCCUGGUGGCACGGGUGCUAUCCUCGUGGGGGCUCGUGAGUUCUACUCAGGUGGGCUCAUGAGAUCAGCCACCUCAAUUGCUUCCUUUUUGAAGAACUCGGAUAUUGUCCAUGCCUGCCCCGUCAAAUCCUUCACGCUUGUGAUUUUCAAGAAGAGACUCGAGGGAUUUGCUUCCUUUGACCAUUUCAAACUUCCAUCUCACUGCCCUUCGGUCACAAACAGCAAGCCCUUCAUGAAAUACAUCGAGCCUCUUCUGGCCCGGGCCCCGCCCAAACCCUCGUACCUGCCUAGAUUCAUGAACAUUUCCUCGAGUAACAAAUUGGUCUACAUAAAUGUUGGCAUGGGCGAGCAUGCAAAGACGAGCAUAGCUAAAAUGUCAAAGAUCUAUUGUGCUGACCACCACUCGGCUUUUGAGGUGUUCAUUAUUGACCACAAAACCUCUGUCCUCUCGACUUAUGUGACAGACCCUGGCAUCAACUUCGUGUACCACCCGGCCCUGACUGGGGACACUUUUGCCCCUGAUAUCAGUUCGGAUGAGUUCCUGAGUGCCCCAGCUGAUGAGGAUGGUUUCGACUUUGUUCGCUGGUUCAAGGAGACUGUAUCUGAUGGUGAUUUUGUUGUCCUCAUGAUGAGGGCAAAGCCUAUGGAGCUGAAAAUUCUGGUUGAGCUGUUUGAGACGGGUUUAAUUUGCAGCGUGGACGAACUCUUCCUUCAAUGCCUGGAUUGCAAGGAUCUUUUGGCGAGUUUAAGGAAGAGUGGGGUUUAUGCCCACCAGUGGUUGGGUGAUUGA
Molecule: messenger RNA, 1368 nt
Organism: Striga hermonthica
Lineage: Eukaryota; Viridiplantae; Streptophyta; Magnoliopsida; Lamiales; Orobanchaceae
Source: the annotation of a GenBank genome assembly